GCCUUUUGUUCGAAUCAUUUGAAGUUGAUUUUAUUAAUCCAUCAGAAAAACAUGGCUCUAACUGGUAAAUUGGAGAUUGAAACAGAGAUCAAAGCACCUGCUGAUAAGUUCUUUAAAAUCUUCAGGAGCCAAGCACACCACCUUCCUAAUAUCUGCUCCGAUAAAAUACACAAAAUCGAGGUACAUGAAGGUGACUGGGAGACUCAGGGCUCUGUCAAGCAUUGGAGUUACACCAUUGGAGGGAAUUCUAAGAGCAUUAAGGAGAGUGUGGAAUCAAUAGAUGAAGAGAACAGGUCCAUUACGUUCAAGGUUUCGGAUGGAGAGGUGCUGAACGACUACAAGAGCUACAAGUUCACCACACAAGCAAUACCAAAGGGAGAGGGCUGCUUGGUGAAAUGGACCAUUGAAUAUGAGAAGGCAAGUGAGGAUGGGCCAGAUCCCCAUGACUACCUGGAGUUUGCAGUUACUGUCACCAAAGAUAUCGAAAGUCACCUUCUCAAUGCAUAACACCAAGUCCAUACAUACCGUCUGCUAGUAUCUCUAUUAAAUAAAGUUUGGAACUUGGAAGGGCAUCUACGAUCUCUAUCCUUCAAUAUAUGCGAAGGCUUAGGGGAACUUUUAGCAGCUGUGGCUUGGUGAUUAAUGCUGAGAAGAUAAACUAGGUUUCCCUUAAUUAUUUGUGUAAUAAUGUUAGUGCAUGCGUGUAAUCGGUUGUAUGCUUGUCUGGACUCUAGGGGUUGCUUUGUGAUUGUUAAUUGGUGUCUUUUGUAAUGGGAUUACUACAUGUUAUGUGAAGACUAUAUGAUGUAUAAGGAAAUAAAGUGAAAAUUACCAGGGGCUAACUCCAUCAUGAGGAGCCUCUGAGUAUGUCCACAA
Molecule: messenger RNA, 876 nt
Organism: Vitis vinifera (wine grape)
Lineage: Eukaryota; Viridiplantae; Streptophyta; Magnoliopsida; Vitales; Vitaceae
Product: MLP-like protein 43
Exons: 2
Coding region: 52-507 (151 amino acids)
Biological process (GO): defense response; abscisic acid-activated signaling pathway
Molecular function (GO): abscisic acid binding; signaling receptor activity; protein phosphatase inhibitor activity
Source: RefSeq, a predicted model, not a curated record